AUGGAGAGCAAGGGUGCGGUCUCGGAGCGCACGCCCCUCCUGGGGGGAGCAAGCAUCGUCUCCGUCACUGCUCCUGACAUCAUCAACCGAGCUGCCGAGUCGCCUGCUCCGGGGAUCAGCCUCCGCGAGUCUGUGGAGCGAGGCAAAGCGUCGGGGCUGGUCAACGACGGGUACAGGGAGGAGGAGGAGCCCGUGUGCUGCGGGCAGGAGCAGCUCGCGUACUCGAUCCUGGCGAGGCUGCCGGCGAUCCACACGUACGCGUUCCUGGCCUUCUUCCUCUACUUCGGGCACACGUGGCUGCUCAUCCAGCGCCCCGACAUAGCUGUAGCGAUCAUUGGUAUCUUCCUUGUCUACGCCAUGACGCGGUUCUGGAUCAUGUGGUUCUCGGCGUUCUACGGGCUGUCGCUGCUGCGGAAGCAUGACAACAGGGAACCCAACUACUGGCAGAGCCAGACGAGGCCCGUGGGAGCUCCGGACUCCUACUCGACGAUCGACACCAUCGCCGAGCAGUCGAUCGCCAAGCAGAUCGUGCUGUGCAUGGCGAUGGAGGAGCGAGACCCCAACGCGGCGGUGACCAACUGGAUGCCCAACGUGCUUCAAGUCCCGGCCAUCUGCGGCACCCGAUACACUGCAUUGAGCAUUGCAAGGAUGGCUGAGAUGGCGAGCCCUGUGACGAAUCCGUUCCCCAUCGCCAUCUACUCGCUGUCGCUGCCGCUGGCGAAGCAGGCGAAGUUCUGGGACCCGACGGUGAUACCAGAGGACUGGCACAUGUACUUCCGCUGCUCGAUGGCGGACCAGGGGAAGGUGGAAGUGACUCGGCUGAUGAUCCUGGUGGGGACUGAGGCGGUAGAAGGAAAGAACUACGUGGACACGGUGAAGGAGUGCUACGACCAGUCCGUGCGGUGGCAGUGGGGAGCAACGGACGUCGGCUAUCUCAUGGUCCAGUCGUCCAGCCGCUGGGAUGUUCCCCUGCACAAGAGACUGAGCCUGCUGCUGUGCGCAUACGACCAUCACCUCCUCACCGUUGCACUCGUGAUCAGCAUCAUGGCCUCUCCAUUCCUGUACGGGAAGAUCCCGGUCAUGCUGGACCUCGACAUGUGGACAGGAGCUGAGAUGAUCGUCGCGCUCCAGGUCAUCCUGUCCUGGCUCUGGCUCUUCCACGUCAGUCUUCAUUUCAUGUUCCUCUGCUACAUGGACCAUCGACUGCGCAACGAGAUCCUCAAGAACAGGAGCCACUACAACGUGACCGAGGGCUUCUGGGCGAACGGCCCUCCCCGCUGGGCGUCUUUGAUCAUGUUCCCCUUCGCCGACAUCUUUCUGUUCAUCGUGCCGACGGUACACGCGCACACGAAGAUGUUUAUCUCGUCCAACUUCAACUACGUGCCGAGCGCGAAGCAGGGCGAUCGUCUUCCUGGUGAGGUGCAGGAGAAGGACCGUCAAGUUUAG
Messenger RNA from Guillardia theta CCMP2712, 1446 nucleotides. RefSeq lists its product as hypothetical. Bases 1 to 1446 code for a protein of 481 amino acids. The transcript is spliced from 10 exons. The record is from RefSeq and is a predicted model, not a curated record. Lineage: Eukaryota; Cryptophyceae; Pyrenomonadales; Geminigeraceae.